This is a messenger RNA of Neospora caninum, 2103 nucleotides long. RefSeq lists its product as hypothetical. The transcript is spliced from 2 exons. Bases 1 to 2103 code for a protein of 700 amino acids. The record is from RefSeq and is a predicted model, not a curated record. Lineage: Eukaryota; Apicomplexa; Conoidasida; Eucoccidiorida; Sarcocystidae.
AUGAGAGGCCUGCGCCACGGCCUUAGUGGCACAAGCAAGAAACACAGAGCUGGAUCUCUAUUUCCGCUGCUGUCUCCUGAACCGCCCGCGACGCUGUCUCCCGCGCGGUUCUCGUCUCCCUUUCUCUCGGGCUCCGUCCCGUCGCGUUCCUCUCGGUCUUCCGUAUCGCCUUUGCUGUCUUCUUCUCCGCCUUCUCCAUGCUUUCGGCGCCGUCGGUUGUCGCUUCACUUUCUGACAGCCCUCGUGAUCUUUGUCCUGUCUCUCCUGUCUUCCCCGUCGCUGUUGCGCGUCGCUGAGAACUGUCUCGCGUGGCCUGCGGGAGCGCCUGUCUCUUCCUCGGUCCUCCUCUUCCCCGCCGCGUUUGUCUCUCUGAACGCGUCGCUCGCUGCGAGGGGAAUCGGCACGGCGCCUCCCUCGCCGCUCCUCUUCGCGGCUGCGUCUUCAGAAGACGCUUCUCCCGCAGUGUCUCCGCACCACGCGCCGAGAGCGCGGGGAACUGCGCGGAAGCGCGCCCAGCGGUUCGCGGGUCUGUCUGCGGGGCUGCGAAACGGCCUUUCUGACAAGCGCCAAGCAGACGCCGGCGAGGAAUGGCCAAGCCAAACCAGUGCGCCGCUCGCGGGCUCCGACGACAAGCCGAAACCCGGCGCGUGGCUGGAGGGAUUUCUCUCCUGGGUAGCUGCCUCCAGAGGCCUGGUUGAAGAAGAAGACUACGAGUCGGAGAGCUUUGUUCUCUCCCUCACGCUGGUCUGCAACACGAUGCCGACGGCGUUUCGCCGGCUCUACUCCCACCUGCCUGCGGGGAUCACGGCCGCCGACGUGCUCGAAAGCCUCAUCGUCGGCGCGCCCUGGCUCGGCGGCGCAGGGGGUUCGCUUCUACACCUGAAAGUCUGCGUCGCCGAUCACCGCUCCUACCGCCUCACCGCCUACCGCGGCUGCGGGACGGGACCGCCCCUCUCCGGCGCCGCCCUCACCACGCCCCUGUCCCAAUUCCUUGCGUCGCCAUCGGAGCAGUCGCCGUGCUCAGACGCAGCUGCGGCCAGCGCCGCGUCUCCGGCGCCGCAGAAGGAACCUUGCCUGCAAGGCCGUCCGGAGGCCUCGCCCGCAACCUCCACGCGGAGUCUCCAUGCGUCGGCGGGCUCAGGUGAAGGAACCAGCACAGGCGUCUCGAGGGGGACCGCGGCGGUCUUGGAAAAGCUCGAAGCGCUGAUGAGGCCAGAGAGGCCGAGGGGACUGCGUGCGCACGGCCCGUCGGACUCUGCGUCGAGCGAAGAUCCGGCAGACGCUGCGUCGUGCUCCGAGACAGGCGCGCACGUGGUUCGCGGGAGACAGCUGCAUGCGUGGCCGGACGGCGCGGAGCCUGUGCGGGCCUUCUUCGACACAAUCGGGAAGCGCCCGCAGGCGCGCAGCGGCUCGGGAAAGAAGGGACCGUCAGCUGCGGCUGAGGAGGCGGGGCCUCGCGCGACAGUCUCGCUGGUCGUGGCUGUCGACGCGGCGCUCACCAACGAGGAGCUCCAGGCGCUGAAGCCUGACGCGCCUGCGCUCGCAAAGAAGACUGAGAAGCAUGUCGGACCCGUUGCGCAGGCUGGCGCGCGCGGUGCGGAGCCGUCUGUCUCGGCGAGUCAGCGGGACGGGAGCUCGGACGAGGGGUCGACUAGGGCGAGCCGCGAAGGCCCAGUCAAGGGCUCUGAGCUCGUGGUUCGCGUGCAGCCGGGGUCGCGUCCGGCGAUUCGCAAGUCUGAGCCCACCAAGAGCCCAGGACAGCUGACGAAGGAGGCGGCCGCAAAGUGGCGCAGGAAGAUGCUGGAGACGAUGCGGAAGCGCAGCGAGGAGGCCCCGGCGCCGCUCGACCCUAACGCGGGGAUCGGUCAGAGCGGAGGCAUGGAUCUCCAGUCGAGCAUCGUCGAGCAGGCGACGACGGCGGACGAGCACCCCCACCUGAAGGCCUUCUUCGCGGGCCUCGAAGGCGGCGAGGCCGUCGCAGACUCUGGGAAAACGGCCCCCCCCGAAGUGCGGAAAAGUGGGUCGGCGAAACCGGAGCGCCACUGGUUCUUCAGGUGGCUGUUCGGCGAAGAGGAAGAGCGCGCGGAAAACGCAGCCGAAUGA